Messenger RNA from Bactrocera dorsalis (oriental fruit fly), 2418 nucleotides. RefSeq lists its product as uncharacterized. Gene Ontology annotation, molecular function: sequence-specific DNA binding. The coding region runs from base 1469 to 2026 and encodes 185 amino acids. The record is from RefSeq and is a predicted model, not a curated record. The transcript has 2 exons. NCBI's taxonomy places the organism in Eukaryota, Metazoa, Arthropoda, Insecta, Diptera, Tephritidae.
AGAACCACAACUCAUUCGGUGAAGUGAGGUACAUGUUAUUGUACGCAAGUAUGAACGCACGCGAGCAAACGGUGUACAAAUAAAAAAUAUAAAAAAGCGUAUCCACAGAGACAAAGCGGACAUUGCAUAUAAAAUAAAAGUGCUUACUAUAGUUGCAUCUGCAAAUGCAGAAAGAAGAAGUGCUGAGUUCUGGAGGAAAAUAUUUGCCUUAAAAAAAUAAUACGGAGAAAAAGUGAAAUUCAGAAAGAAUUUAAUAAAACAAAAGUCUGUUAAAGUUUUUGUUAGUUUUCGUGCUUGCAACUAUACCCAUUGCGAAAUAAAUCGGAAAGAGAAGUUCUCUUAGUGAGAGUAAAGAAGCGAAAAACACAUUGCACAGCAGUGCAGCGGCGGAGGGUUGUGACAACGAGAGCACAAAACUUUCGAAACUUUCAAAAAGUAGUUCAAAGCGCAGGUUUCAAUAGUGUGCGAUUACUUUGGUCUAUCUUCUCUUGCUUAGCACCGAACUCGCAAAGCAGACGGCGUGCAACACUAGCAAAUAGCUAGCAGAAAAUAAUUUAGAGCGGAGAGUUCACUAAAUUAAAUAGCGUAUAAAGGUCGUUACCGGUUGGAUAACUUCAGAAACUUUGUGAAUUGUGAAUUAGUCAAAAGGAAAGAAAUAAAUCAGUGUGCAAAAAAUCGUUUAAAAAGUGAAAUAUACAUGUAUUUGAUGGAAUGUAGUGAUCUAUUUAGCAACAUACACGAGAAUACGACUACCCAAAAUAAACAGGAAGCAGCUAGAGGAAAGUUAUGAUAAAACAACAAAAUACCUUAAAUUUAAAUGUCCCCGAGGUACCUCUGCCAACUCGAGUUACGCCAACUAAUACAAUAUUAAUGCACCAAAAACCGUAACAGAACGCACCAAUAACAAAACAGAAAAUUUUGAAACAGCGCAAAACCCGUCUAGUGACAACGGAAGCGCAACAAAUUCACACACGCACACAUAUGAAUGUAUGUGCAUAAACUAAUAAUAAUUUUUAGCACGCGCGGAAAUACGAGUAUGUAUGUAUGUAUGUAGAGUAAGAUUCGUUCACUCUCGCUUGUGACAAAUUGCGCCAACAAAUUAAUGUUUUUAAAUACUCUCUAUCGAUCGAGAGUCAGAAUUAAUGUACAAUAACAAACACAUAAUUACCGUAUUAAUUUUGAGAUAGCGGAGAGUAGCUUCCAAUAAAUAACCGGCAAGCUAGCAUUGGAUGCGUCACUGAAACGCCCGGUGCAAGUUCUAUUCGAUUUGGGGUGCGUCAAGUGCUUUCUUAUCAACAAAAAGUAAAAAUUUCAAACAUUUAUAGAAAAACAAACACGUUAUUGUGCCUUCCGGUGGAAGUGGAUUUCAUAAUAGUUAUAAAUUCUCGGAAACCACCAUCUGAUACUUAAGAAACUCGGUCUAGUAAAGGUAACCCUCUACAUCAGACCUUGUCAAUCUCCAUUAACUAUGCAAGUAGAGUCGAGUUUUUUGAAAUACGCGGGUCGUGUGCCGCCGCUUGACCUCUCACAGGUCAGCACCAACUGUCGCAAUGAAAAUGAGUUGCAGCAUCUUUGGAGUAGCAAGGCGAACUCGCCGUCGAUGCUGAAACGGAACACAGCGUUAAGACAUCCCUACAUACAUCUGCCACAUACACCCGCGCACAGUCCUACCACGCCUGGUACCAAUGAUAAUAAUAGCAAAGGCAACAACGAUACCUACAUCAGUACUAAUAACAACAGAAAUAGUAAUUUUAACACAAUACUACCGCAUCAGCUGGGUUCCGACGGCCUGCCAUUAGACCCGCGCGAUUGGACACGCGCUGAUGUUUGGAAAUGGCUAAUUAAUAUGGCGCUGUCUGAGGGUCUGGAAGUGACGCCAGAGCUGCCGCAAAAGUUUCCGAUGAACGGCAAGGCGCUGUGUCUUAUGAGCCUGGACAUGUAUUUAUGCCGGGUGCCGGUCGGUGGUAAAAUGCUUUAUCGUGAUUUUCGCGUGCGAUUGGCGCGUGCCAUGGCGUUGCUUUCAUAAAUUCUGGGUAUUAGCAGAUGUAUAACUCGUGAAUUGGUAUCAGUUAUACGCAUCCACCCAUACACAUGUACAUAGGCAUACAUACUAUACAUAUAUGCAAAGAUAAAUAUUUGUAAGUAAGGUAAAUAUUGAAAAACAUCGCUGUCCUAUUAGUUUAAUGAGAAUUUAAGGCACAAUUCCUACUCGUAUUUUGAUAAUAGGUACUUGUUUUAUAUUUUAUAUAUUGUUAUAUGUAAUAAGUUCAAAAGUAAGUAGUUUUGUUAAUUAGAAAAUUUCAAAGUUAGAAAUAAAAAAGAAGGAAUAUGAAAUUAUACAAUUUUCAAAUAAAUAAAAUUGGUUCCUAAAAAGAAGACACACACAUUAAAAGGAAAAACUUUUAACUUUUUGUGGAU